Molecule: messenger RNA, 2398 nt
Organism: Psammomys obesus (fat sand rat)
Lineage: Eukaryota; Metazoa; Chordata; Mammalia; Rodentia; Muridae
Gene: Tymp
Product: thymidine phosphorylase
Exons: 11
Coding region: 106-1542 (478 amino acids)
Biological process (GO): pyrimidine nucleoside metabolic process; pyrimidine nucleobase metabolic process
Cellular component (GO): cytosol
Molecular function (GO): 1,4-alpha-oligoglucan phosphorylase activity; pyrimidine-nucleoside phosphorylase activity
Source: RefSeq, a predicted model, not a curated record
CUGAACUAUACCUGUCAGUGACCUGUCUCCUGUGCGCCUAACUCCAUACGGGGCUGAGAGAUACCAGGCCGGGACCGGGCCAACCCCAGAAAACUGGCUGGAGCAAUGGCAGCUCCAGGGAUACCACCUCCCUCAGCCUCACAGGCAGCCAAGGCCGACUCGGGGGGAGGGGGUAAGAAGUCCAGGCACCUGCCUGAGCUGAUCCGCCUGAAAAGAGAUGGAGGGCAUCUGAGCGAGGCAGACAUCAGGCACUUCGUGCAUGCCCUGAUGGACGGAAGCGCACAGGACACACAAAUUGGAGCCAUGCUGAUGGCCAUUCGGCUGCAGGGCAUGGACCUAGAGGAGACAUCUGUGCUGACCCGGGCCCUGGCAGAGUCUGGGCAGCAAUUGGAGUGGCCCAGGUCCUGGCACCAGCAGCUUGUGGAUAAACAUUCCACAGGAGGUGUGGGUGACAAGGUCAGCCUGGUUCUGGCACCUGCCCUGGCUGCAUGUGGCUGCAAGGUGCCAAUGAUCAGCGGACGCAGUCUGGGCCACACAGGGGGCACACUGGAUAAGCUGGAGUCUAUUCCUGGGUACAAUGUCACCCAGAGCCCAGAGCAGAUGCGGCGGAUCCUUGAGGAAGUGGGCUGCUGCAUUGUUGGCCAGAGUGAAAAGCUGGUUCCUGCUGAUGGGAUCCUGUAUGCUGCACGAGACGUGACAGCUACUGUGGACAGCGUGCCACUCAUUACAGCCUCGAUCCUCAGUAAGAAGGCCGUGGAGGGACUGUCCACUCUGAUAGUGGAUGUUAAGUUUGGGGGGGCUGCAGUCUUCCCUGACCAGGAGCAGGCCCGAGAGCUGGCAAAGACGUUGGUUAGCGUGGGAGCUGGCCUGGGGCUGCGGGUCGCCGCAGCUCUGACUGCCAUGGAUAACCCUCUGGGCCGCAGCGUGGGCCAUACCCUGGAAGUGGAAGAAGCGUUGCUUUGCCUGGAUGGUGCGGGGCCGCCGGAUCUACGGGAACUGGUUAUUAGGCUAGGGAGCGCCAUCCUUUGGCUUAGCGGACAGGCGGAAACCCAAGAUCAGGGCGCCGCCCGAGUGGCCGCGGCGUUAGAUGACGGCUCUGCGCUGCGCCGCUUCCAGCUGAUGCUUUCGGCGCAGGGCGUGGACCCAGCCCUAGCCAGAGCGCUGUGCUCCGGGAGCCCUAAGCAACGCCGCCAGCUGCUGCCUCACGCCGGGCAGCGAGAAGAGCUGCUCGCACCCGCAGACGGCACUGUGGAGUGCGUCCUCGCGCUGCCGCUGGCCCGUGUGCUGCACGAGCUUGGAGCCGGACGCAUCCAGGCUGGGCAGCCGAUCAGGCCGGGAGUGGGUGCCGAGCUGUUGGUCGACGUGGGCCAGUGGCUGUACCGCGGGACACCCUGGCUCCGCGUGCACCUAGACGGCCCUGCGCUCAGCAGCCAGCAGCGCCUCGCUCUACAGGGGGCGCUCGUGCUGUCAGACCGAGCACCCUUCAAGGCCCCUUCACCGUUCGCUGAGCUGGUCCUCCCAGCGACCACCGCACAGCCCUAAAUCGCUACCCCACCACAGCAGGAGCUUUAGGUCCAUGAUGCUACUGGCUCUAGGGCCCAAAGCUUGGCCCAAGCUCUCUCACGUCAAACCUCGAGUCCUUCUUAGGAUCCCAGGAGGUGAAACUCUGUAUGUAAAGUCUAGGCACUGGUCAGGACAGGGCCAGCCCCAAGGCCCUGGGCUAAGAACUAGACUGCUGAUCACCUCCCUGUUUGGGGCUGGGCUGGGCUGGGCCUGGCUGUCUGCAAGAGCAGAGAAGGAGCAGUGGCGCCAACAGAAACGGACAGAGGCCCUGCGCCAGGCUGCUGUGGGCCAGGGUGACUUCAGCCUACUGGACCACAAAGGCAAGCCCCGAUGCAAAGCUGACUUCCGAGGCCAGUGGGUGCUGAUGUACUUUGGUUUCACUCACUGCCCUGAUAUUUGCCCUGAUGAACUGGAAAAGCUGGUGCAGGUGGUGCGGAAGCUGGAGGCAGAGCCUGGCCUGCCCCUGGUGCAGCCUGUCUUCAUCACUGUGGACCCAGAAAGGGAUGACGUAGCAGCCAUGGCCCGGUAUGUGCAGGACUUCCACCCCAGACUGCUGGGUCUGACUGGCUCUACAGAACAAGUGGCCCAGGCUAGCCGCAACUAUCGUGUGUACUACAGUGCUGGCCCCAAGGAUGAGGACCAGGACUAUAUUGUGGACCACUCUAUUGCCAUCUACUUGCUCAACCCAGAUGGUCUCUUCACCGACUACUAUGGUCGGAGCAGGUCAGCAGAGCAGAUUGUAGACAGUGUACGUCAGCAUAUAGCUUCCUUCCACAGCAUCCUGUCCUGAUCUAUAGAUACUGCCUAGGCCCUGUUAUUAAAUGGAUGUACUUAA